This is a messenger RNA of Caenorhabditis auriculariae, 3190 nucleotides long. NCBI's taxonomy places the organism in Eukaryota, Metazoa, Nematoda, Chromadorea, Rhabditida, Rhabditidae. The record is from the annotation of a GenBank genome assembly.
AUGCUUUCGGGUCCGGAAAACGUGGAGCCGCCGAUGCAGAUGGUCACCCAAGCCACGCCCACUUUUGACCGGCCCAGGAGGCGGGCCUACCGUCACUUGGUUUGUUUCCCGUAUCGGCUCCAACUUAUUGUUGCAUUUUUUUUGCUCAGAAUUCGAUUUCUAGGUUCUCUUCAAUCAAUUAACAUGAGCAACAAUGAGAAAUUCUGUUUUUUUUUCGAAUAAUAGAGUCUUCGGUAAUCGUGUAGUGUUGGUUUUUUUCAAAUUUUUUUUUGAUCUUCAAGUCAAGCUCGAUGAAUUAGUUAAGAUGAGCAAUAGUGAUAUUUUUCAGAAGUGAACGGAACUUUUAAUUUUUUUUUUCAACUGCUUUAACAUGAGCAAAAAUGAGAUUUUUUUCUGAGUUUGUUUUUGUUCCAGUUGAUACAAUAGGCGUUUUUCAUCAUUUUAUUAUAGAUUUUUUUCUUCACAUUUUAUAUUUUUUGUUUGGAAAUGAAUUUCGAAAAAAACUUUUCCUAACGUUGAAUAAUAGUUUGUUUACAAGAUCUCCCCUCAAAAACUACUUUCAGAAUCGCAAACUGCACUUUUCGAGCCAUGGAUCAGCUUCACAACGACUUCCAGCAUCAGGGGAACAAUUCCGGUUAGUUCUAGGUUUUUUGUAGACUUCAGUAAGUUCAUUUUGGUUAACAAUAAGUUCAACAAUAAGCUACACUGAAACUUGGAAAAUAACCUGACUAAGUGCUCCCUAAAUACUUAUCCUUAACUUCUGGAAAAAAAACUCGAAUUUAUCAUUUUUGAGGUCAUUUUUUCGGUCUAGAAAGGGGAUUUUUUGAGAACUAAAAAAGUCAGAUUGACCCUUAAUGUAUGAGGUUUGAAAUACUCUCUUUGUACAAGUUUUUUUUUGAAAAAAAGCUUUGAAACUAAUGAAAACUGGCCAUUUCGAGAUUUUGAGCUAUUUUUUGUCAACAUUUGGAAAAUUUGGUCGGUUGGGAAUUUUGCAAAUUUUUUAUUUGGUUCAUCAAGAAGUCUUCUGGUCAAGUUUGAGAUGAUCCCAGGAAAAAAAAAGAAAAAAGUAACUAAUAAGUAGGUGAAGUUUCUAUACCAGAUUGUUACCACAUAAAAAAUAUCGUUUUCUCAUCAAAUUCCAAUUUAUUUGGAAUCAGAACCCAUAUUGUCUUAUCAAGGCAUUCUCUGGCCAAUUUUGGGAAGAUUCCAGGAAAAAAAAAAGAAAAAGUUAAUUUUUAGGUAAAAGAUCCUCAAUGAGAUAGUUUCCUCUUAAGAAACACCUUUCUCCCCCACCAAAAUUCAAUUUAUUUGGAAUCACAACCCAUAUUGUCUUAUUAAGGCAUUCUCUGGCCAAUUUUGAGAAAAUUUCAAAAAGAAAAAGAAAAAAAGAAUAAUAAGUAGGUGAAGUUUCUGUAUGAGAUAGUUUCCACUUAAGAAACACCUUUUCCCCCACCAAAAAUCCAAUUUAUUUGGAAUCAGAACCCAAAUGUUUGUUUGGAUGGUACCAACUGGUAGUGGUGACAGGAAAACAACGAAUCGUGUGUGUGUGUGCGUAAAACAAACCAAUCGCGAACCCAUUUUUUUUUUACUUAUUCAUGCCCAUUUUAUGACAUUUCCCACGGCUCCCGCUAGGUUUUAUGACCAGAUUAGGAAGCCAAGUUUUCUAUUUUUUCGAAUUUGAGAAGCCAAACAUUGCUUUUCCGGAUGUGAAUCAAAAAAUAGGUUUUCUUGAUUUUUGAAAAUAAAUAGCCAAAUAGUUGCGGACAAGUUUGCUCCGUUGAGAAAAUGCUCUUUUUUGGAUUUAAUGGAACUUACUACAGAUUUUUUGAAAGCUUGAGACUGUAGAUCAGGAUCAUUUGAUGAUUACUGUAGAUUCUCUAGGCUUAGGAUGUUAAAAACAUUUUUGAUAUCUAAGGUUACUGUAGAAAAUAAAUAUGACCAGGUCACUGUAUGAUUUGGUAGUUUGAGUUUUUGUAGAAGUUAUAGCAGCCUUCCAGAAUGCUGUAGAUCAUUUAUAUCUAUGGGUUACUGUAUAGUUUUUCUUAUAGAUGAAGUUGAGAUCGGUUCUGAAGGUUACUGUAGACAACUAUGAAUAUUUUUACGUCUCCAGAGCAUUUUGAAUCGAAAAUUCAAGUGUUCUGAGGAUCCAAUGAGCUUUUCAGAUCAAAUUAUUAGUGGGAGAUUCAAAAGAUUGAUGGAUUUUCAGUUGAUCGUCCCUGAAGUGACCUUUUUAGUAACUGGUUAAGUGUUCAUUAAAGGGCUGAAGGCAAUACAAUAUGAACUAUUUCACUACCUUCAUUUUCCUGGUCUUGGAUUAAUUUCGCUUUUCCCAGUAUUUUUCAAUUUUCAAAUGCUUUUCGUGAAGCUCAAAGUUUAGAGAUACUAUCUGUGAAAUUCCAGGUUACUGUAGAUUUUUUUGUUCUGUGAUAUUUUUUGACUUCUGCUGAUACUAUGUGACAUCCUCUCCGAAAAAAGGCAACUGUCCAAUUUUUGAACUAUCUGGAAAUUUUCAUCCAUUGAUCGCUUUAUGGAUCCAAUUAAUGCUCCCUAAAUGGCUUGAGGCUUUUUCAAGUUUUUGAUUCAUUUUUUAGCCUCAAUUCUACAUUUUCACAUUUUCUUACACAACUUGUUUUCCAAAAAAAAGGACAGCUGUCCAACUUUUCCAUUGUAUCUCCCAUUCUAGUGAAUAAUAGAUACAAUACCGUUCUGGGGCACCUUUUCGCCCAUCUACAAUUUCUGCAUUUUUAGGCAAUUUUAAGGUUUAUUAUCAAUUCAAUUCAUUUUGUUGUUUCAGUCAUAGAUGUAAUCGACUAGGCGGUGAAAAAGAACUUUUGAAGCUAUAACAAACAACCGCCUUUGGCGGAAUAUCCCGAAGUGUAGUUGAUCAAGUUGAAACCAGGUCUUACGGUCCUUCGCCUCGUCCUUCUGCGCGUAGUCUUUUCAGUUGCAGUUGCACAUCCGAAAUUCCAGUAGAUCCUUUCCAAAAUUCCUGUACUUUUCCUACAGUAAGGAACCCCCCAAAAAACCUUGCUCUGGAUACCUUGACCGAAAAAAGUCCCACCAAAGUUUGCUGACAACGACCAGCCGGCCUGGCAGUGCCAGUCUUGGCGACUUUUUGGGCAAUGCCGCCCUCUUGACACAUCAUCUCAUGCCCGUUUUCUUGAGUCAACAGCCUCAUUCCGACGGUUAA